UCCGCGCAAUCAGGGCAGUUUGUGAUGUGAAGUAUCCCGGAUAUUUACCUUCCACUACCUGGAUCCUCUCCUCGGACUCCGCGGCCCGUCCCGGGUUGGCCCCGGCACUCAUUCCCAUGUGUGCGGUUCGUCUCUGAAGCGGGACGGCGGAGGUCCCCCUCUGUGUGACCAACCAAGGGCUAGCGUGGUUACCGCGGUAACAGACAUGCCAAAACCAGACCUGCUCUGCCUAGUUCAGCUGCUGGACGGCACCAUCGAGACCUUCCAUGUAAAUAAACAGGAUGAAGGUUUGGUUCUUUUGGACUUAGUGUCCGACCACCUGGGCCUGCAGGAAAGGCAGCUCUUCAGUCUGCAGAUCAGAGAGUCCAACACCGCCAUCUCCUCACUCACAGCCAACACACACUCGCCUAGAUGGUUGGAGCCUGAAAAACCCUUGAAGAAGCAGAUAAAAGGUCUUGCAUGUCCAUUUUAUCUAAACUUCCGAGUGCGCUUCUUCAUUUCCGAUCCCAACUCUCUUCAACAUGAACAGACAAGGAAUCUUUACUUCCUCCAGAUCAGGACUGACAUAAAAGAAGGCAGGUUGCAGUGCCCGCUCAGUUCAGCUGUCGUGUUGGCCUCUUAUGCCGUGCAGUCCGAACUGGGGGAUCACUGUCCAUCCCAGGAAAGCGGUUACUUGUCAAAGUGCCACUUCAUCCCUGAGCAGGAAGAAAACUUUAUAUCCAAAGUGGAGGACCUGCACCCAAAGCACAAGGGUCUAAAAAAAUGUGAGGCAGAGCUAUGUUUCCUUAAUACAGCACGAACAUUAGAGCUAUAUGGAGUGGAGCUGCACGCCGCCCUGGACACUAACAAUGCCCCUCUCAUGGUGGGCUUGGCAUCAAGUGGUGUUGCAAUAUUUUGUAAUAUGAUUUGCUCCAGUUUCUUCCCCUGGGCCAACAUUAUCAAGAUUUCAUUUAAGAGGAAGCGCUUCUUUAUACACCUCAAACGUAAACAUGGGGAGACCCAGGACUGUGUGGUGCCUCUAGUUCUACCGUGUCCAAAGACCUGUAAGAACCUUUGGCGCUCCUGUGUUGAUCACCACUCAUUCUUCAGCUGCAACCGCACCUCCAGGAGCCCCAAACAUAACAAUAGCACAGUUCAUUCUUAUAGGAAGUUGAUAACUCACCACCUGGGCCUGACUAACAACAAAAAUGAAAGGGGGCCAGUCUGUCAACGAGUAGUUGGUGGGAUGGUGUGGAACCCAGUGUUACGGCGGUCUAUUUCAUCAGAAUAUUUGGAGACAAAGAGUCUACCGUCUAGAUCACCUCCCAGCACUCCCAACUGGCGCAGUCCUCGUGUUCGCCAUGGCAUCCGCAAAGGGCGCCCAUCGUCCAUGGAGCUGGGCAGUGAGCUAAAGGACAUGUCUGAAGGAGAAGAUGUCUUCUACACGUACAGAGCGUCUGUCAGCAGCAGCAAGGACAGCGAAGGGGACAAUUCGCUGCAUCAGUUGAAUGAGAUCUUAUUGCAAGCUGAUGACGGCAUAACAGAAGAGGAUGGGGUCAGCAGCUCCAUCAACAAUAAGCAGGCCCUCAAUGACGGCGACCUGCUGCUGAUUCGUAUUGCUCCCGAUCACGAGGGCAAGUUUGGCUUUAAUGUUAAAGGUGGGGUGGAUCAAAAGAUGCCUCUUGCCAUAUCCCACGUUAAACCUGACUCUCCGGCCGGUCGAUGUGAGCCCAAACUGCUUGAGGGAGACCAGGUGGUGCUCAUCAAUGGUCGAGACAUUUCUGAACACACGCACGACCAGGUGGUCAUGUUCAUACGGGCCAGUAGAGAGUCGCACUCCCGAGAGUUGGCCCUUCUUAUAAAACGCAAAGGUACUGGCCGAGCGGCGGCUCUGCUAUUGCUGCCCCCGGCCCUCACCCUCACCAGUCAGUCCCAAGGGGAAUCGCAGAAGUCCCCCGGCCAAUCGGAGCGGGUCACCACGCUGGAUGAAUCCAUGCGACAGAUGGAGAAAGGAAUUCAGUCAGGAACUCUGUGCUUCCACUUUGAGAAUUUAUACAGGAGGAAGCCCGGACUGUCGCUAAGCUGCGCUCGGCUUCCCAAGAACAUGGACAAGAAUCGUUAUAGGGACAUUUUACCCUAUGACACGACCAGAGUCGUCCUCCAAGGCCAAGAGGACUACGUCAAUGCCAGUCAUAUCACUAUGUUGCCUCCUGUGUCUGGAGUGUGUUUACGUUAUGUUGCCGCUCAAGGUCCGCUGCCACAGACCUGCGGGCACUUUUGGCAAACCGUUUGGGAGCAGCAGUCACACACCAUUGUCAUGCUUACAACUCUGACGGAGCGGGGAAGGACCAAGUGCCACCAAUACUGGCCCCAUCCGCCGGAAGUGAAGGAUUAUGGACACAUGCGGGUGAAGUGUCACUCGGAGGAGUGCAACCUGGCUUACGUGACACGGCAGUUCACCCUAACACACACUCAGCUGGGUGAAGAGCGUGCAGUCACACACCUUCAAUACGUGGCGUGGCCCGACCACGGUGUACCCGACGACCCUUCUGACUUCCUGCUGUUCGUCACUUCAGCCAGGGAGAGGAGACGAGCCGAAGAGCCUCUAAUGGUUCACUGCAGUGCGGGGAUUGGUCGGACAGGUGUUCUAAUCACCAUGGAAACUGGGCUGACGCUGCUGGAUCAGGGGCUGCCGGUGUUCCCGCUGGACAUUGUCAAAACACUGAGAGAUCAGCGGGCCAUGAUGAUUCAGACCACGUGUCAGUUCCAGUUUGUGUGCGAGGCCAUUCUGCGAGUAUACAAGGAGAAGCAAGGGGGAUCUACGGCCCCGUAGCCCAAAUCAGAAACAGCACCAGAGGAAAUUGAGCCUCAUAACUUCCACUCGAGCGACUCCCACCGAGGGGCUGACGAGCACCGCAAGAGAUUAACCUCUGUUGUGCCUGCGGGGUUGCUCCACGGUCUGGAUGAAAAUUGCUGUAUCUAGCAUCCAAGUACAACUGGAUGGGAGCUAUGUAGCCAAGAUCAAAUAGGACACUUUGAAUCUUACACUCAUCUGCCUUACGUUCUGCCGAGCUUGGUUCACACCAAUCUUGAAUGAGGUACAUAAAAGCUGCUAAGCUCAGGAAUAAGCCUUGUUUGCAAGUGAUGGAAGAAAGCAGCGUGAUUGUAAAGUGUAGUUUAUGUGCGUGUCUUACAGUAGAAGAGCAGGAGUCGGAAAAUUCUGUGUUGGGUACUGUGGUGUUCCUGCCACUUUUCACUUAAAUUAUUCUCACAAUGAAAUAAAUACUGAUUUCUAUGACUUUAUUCUGGUUUUUUAGGGUUCUUAAAGUUGGUUACGCAGCUACUUUUUAAGUUUAAAUGCACAUAUUCACGACACAAUAUUAUUAUUAUUUUUUAAAUCAUCCCAAAAAAUGUCAACAAUGUCAAAAAAGAAAUCAAAAUGAUUUUAAUUUUAAAUUGUUUAACUGUCCUUCUGCAAAGUAUUUAGAAAUAUUUAAUAAGUCUCUAUAAUUAUAUCAAUGACAUCAGAUUGACCUGCAUAUCGAUAAGAUGCUUACAGAUACAUUUAUUAUGACAACAAAGUAGCAUGGCAAGCCUAAGUGUUCAUCAAAAAUUAGACUGAGGUCUAAUUCCUAAAAAUAUCAUGUACGCCCUUGUAACAUUACCUAUUCUGAACAUAAACAGCACAGGAAUAAAGGACAACAUAAUGCAAAAAAUAUGUAAACUGAUUUCAUUAAAAUAUACUGCACAUCAAAAUUUAAUAAAAUAUUUAAAGGUUUAGAACAUUAAAUGCAUAUAUUCACACAAAGAAAACUAAGUUCCAGCUGUACUAAUAGGACGACACUUUACUAAUUUUUGCGUUUUUCUAGAAUGUUAAAUGGCAGAGACCUGGAUGCACAAUACAGUUGAAGGGGCCUUUUCCGUACUCUACUGUAUUGGACAAUAUUGCUUUCCACUGCUGAAGAAAUCAUUUUAAAAAGGGAUUUUAAAAAAAAUGUGUGUAGAGACCCCAUUCACCCAAUCCAGAAUGUUAACUUCACCUUCAAAAUCAGACAUUAGCAUCUGUUUAGUGCAACUACCCCCAUCGAGCCCCAACAGACUGUCAUGAUAACGUUUUAUCAUCUAAGAGGAACCCAUAAUAAUAUGCCUUAUGGCUGCAAAGACUUGUGACUGCGCAUUUGUUAAUGUUCAUUUGGGGUCUCAUUUAGAUUUUAAUGUUAUGGUUGAUUUACAGAGGCUAUUUACUCUUUCAGGCUUAAGUUUUUUUUAACCAUAGGUAAUUGUGAAAUUCAUAUCCUCAACUACAUGACUGAUGUUUAGUACCUGAUAUUAGUGCGUUGUCCACACACACACACAAAUGUGUGUACGCACACAUUUGUGUGUGUACACAAAAUAAGGCUUGAGGUAUUUAUCCCGAGAGUAGAGGUGCACGCUAAUUAUCGGUCCGAUAAUUAUCGGUCCGACAAUAGGAAUUAUGACGUCAUCCCAGUAUAUCCGAUAACAUUAUAUAUUAUCGGCCCUAUUAAUAAUAUUUUUGGCACAGUGUCGGAUUGUGAUGUGUGCGUUUGUUUCCACUCCUGAUUUUCCAGUAUGCAAAGUUUUGUUACUGUCUUUGUUUUGUUCAUUAUAAUAAUGUUCAUGUCAUCAUGAAAAUUUCUGGUUCGGUCAAAGGCAAAUCUAUGCUGAAUCAACCACUAGUAUUUUUGACCUACAGGUGUUCAAAAACUCAGGUGAAUAUACAUUGAAAACUUAUAUACAUAUUAUCGGUCAUCGUAUCGGUAUCGGCCUUGAGGAGCAGGAAGUUAUCGAUAUCGGUAUCGGUUUCAAAAAAUGGGUAUCGUGCACCCCUACCCGAGAGUAAUCUAUUUUAAAAGAAACGCAGAAGUCGCACUUUAUGAUAUAUUUGAUGUCUUGGGGAAAACGACUACUUCACAAAAAAUAAGAUUAUUGUAGAAAAACAUAAUUUGUUUUCGAUGACAUUCACACGGUUAUGAUAAUGUGUCCGUCUAAGCAAUAAAAAGCUGGAAAACAACCUUAAAUAUUUUUACAUUUUUUUUCUUUUCAUUAAAAAAAAACUACCCUGUGAUUGGCUGGCUA
Messenger RNA from Corythoichthys intestinalis (scribbled pipefish), 5076 nucleotides. It is a transcript of the gene ptpn3, whose product is annotated as protein tyrosine phosphatase non-receptor type 3. The record is from RefSeq and is a predicted model, not a curated record. Gene Ontology annotation, molecular function: protein tyrosine phosphatase activity; protein binding. NCBI's taxonomy places the organism in Eukaryota, Metazoa, Chordata, Actinopteri, Syngnathiformes, Syngnathidae. The transcript is spliced from 26 exons. Gene Ontology annotation, biological process: protein dephosphorylation. Bases 206 to 2812 code for a protein of 868 amino acids. Gene Ontology annotation, cellular component: cytoplasm; cytoskeleton; cytoplasmic side of plasma membrane.